AGGUUUGGCCAUGUAUCCUGGAGGCGCAUCAUUUCACGAGGAGCUGCUCAAACGCCGGAAGGCCAACACCUACAAGGAGAGGCGCAAAGAAGGCCGCACCGUGCACACCAAAGCGUCCAAGACCGCCAUCACAGUGGCAUCCAUUGCGCUGGUCUUCAAUGCCAUGGCGAUUGCCAUGCCGCACUGGAGGACCAGUUGGGUGGCUUUGAUUGGGUAUGGUGGAAGAAGGCAUUGGGGCUUGCUUGCAGUUCAAGGGCGAAAGAUGCAAUUUCACCACACGAUGUUUGAGGACAACUGUAAAUGGUACGGCCACUUGCUCUUGGGCAAUGCCUGUCUUUCUCCGAUUUGCAAAUGGUACUUGCUCAAAUGCAACACAUACUUCGACUUCUGCAUUUACAGCUACAGUGCUGCGUUUGUGAUUGUCCUGGGAUUCAUUGUCCAUGUGCUCUGCCUGAUUUGGACCUGCUUCUUGACAGGCCGAUCCUUAAGAUGGGCCUCCACCUGGUGGCCGGUGGCUGCUAUGCUCCAUUUGGGUGGUUCAGUCUUCUGGAUUAUCGUCACAGAGGGCAUCUUCGAUCAGCUGGAUGAAGAGUCCUGGUAUCCGAUCCCAACGCCUGGGGCCGCCUUCUUCCUGGCUUGUGUGGGUGGUCUGGGUCAGCUGGUGUGCGUUUGGCUGGGCUUCAGCCUGAAAUCGAUGUGGCCGGAGGUGGAUCCGGACGACCCGAGCCAGUUCAUCACGGACUCGGAGAAGUCCGAGGAUGAAGAUGAUGUUGCAGCCUAUGAGGAGGCCAUGCCAGAAAUGACCAAAGCGCCCAUGCCCGGCCCUGCGAUGCCGGCCACAAUGCCGGAACUGCCUCAAGGAGGAGCUGCAACUUACUCGGCUGGGUCACCUGCCGCUGAGUCGACUCCGGAGAAGCCACAGCGUCAGUGGUACUACCAAGACAACAAUGGGGAUGAGCAGGGACCGUUCCCCGAAUCCAUGAUGAUUGGCUGGCACAGCCAGGGCUCCUUCACCAGCGAUCUUUUGAUCAGGCGUGAAGAUGAGACCGACUUUGCACCCUUGGGAGAUGGCAUCCGCUUGAGGUCGUGAGGUGGUGCCGGGUUGUGAAGCAACGGCGCUGGAGACCGAGCCCCAA
Messenger RNA from Durusdinium trenchii, 1136 nucleotides. The record is from the annotation of a GenBank genome assembly. Lineage: Eukaryota; Dinophyceae; Suessiales; Symbiodiniaceae.